This is a messenger RNA of Apis florea (little honeybee), 1222 nucleotides long. RefSeq names its product acidic fibroblast growth factor intracellular-binding protein (gene Fibp). The record is from RefSeq and is a predicted model, not a curated record. Lineage: Eukaryota; Metazoa; Arthropoda; Insecta; Hymenoptera; Apidae. Gene Ontology annotation, cellular component: nucleus.
AUGCUAUCCGAAGUUGACGUAUUUAUCAGUAAUUAUACUCUUGUUGAUCCUGAAAUAUAUCAACUUUGGGUUGAUGGCCAUUCUUCAAGCGAAGCAGUAAACAUUUUACAUCAACGAGGAAUAUGUCAUCAAACAAAUGCUCCGAUUGAAUUAGUGGCUUCUGAUAUUCUUGAUCAUUAUCGGACGUAUGCUCUUCUGGAAAAAUUACUUCAUACACCUACUAAAUUAGCGAGUGAACAACUCGCGUUUCAAAUAGAACCACAAACUAGUCAGAUGCUUAUCGAAAUGUACUAUGAAUUCGAUGAUGUUGUUAUUAGAGAAUUAUUAGGUAAAAAAUUAACAUCAAAAAGUAGAAAAGAUAUGGACGAGGUAUCGGAAAAAACAGGUAUAACUUUGAAAAGUUGUCGUCGGCAAUAUGACAACGUAAAAAGAGUGUUCAAGGUAGUUGAAGAUUUGCCAGUCUUGGCUGCCAAUAUUGAACAACAUUUUUUACUCUCUGAAGAUCUUGCUAAGCGAUACGCCGCUGUGGUAUUCGUAGCAUGCCUUCGAUUUGAAAUGAAUAAGAGAAAGCUUCAGUUUUUGACAUUUCCUGAUUUAUAUCAUUGCGCCAACAGUAUGAUGUCAUCAUGGACAUAUCGUUGUGUUGGAUCGGAAUAUUUUGAUACUGAUUUGGAUAGAGAAUUCUUGUUAGAGUUAGCAGAAUGUAGGGUACUCUUGGAAAAUGAUAAACAUCACAAACAUUUGGUAUGCAUCAAGCUUAAACCUUUACUCUUAGAGCGUUCAAGUAUCUAUCAAGAGAUAGAUGCAAAUUUUCGUUCGUAUACAAGAGCUAUUCUAGGAAUAGGAUGUAAUCUUCAUCGUUCUAGAGAUUUACGAUUUUUCUUCUUGGAAUUAGUAGAAAGAUGUAUAGAACCGUGGCGUCAAGUAAAUUGGACACAUACAGAUCUCAGAAAUUUUCUUUCAGUCUACACUCAAUGUGCAUUAGAUAUGGAUGUUCUUAGAGACAAUGAAUUGAGGGAUGCUUUUGAACGUUAUAUGACUGUUGUUACGUGCUGUUUAUUGCGUAUGUAUCAUACAUGACUAUUAACAACUAAUGAGGAAAAUACAAUGCAAAAAAUAAAUGCAAUUGGGAAUGAUGAUAAGUAAAAUGUAGAAAAUAAAACGAAUCGAGAACGAUGUAGCUAUAUUUAUUAUUAAAUUUUCAUAAUAAAUAAUUAAUAAA